AGAACUACUCAAACUACUGUAGGUGUACUAUGUGGCUAUGCAUUACAUUACAGAGGAUACGAAGAGCAACAUGUACAAGAUGGUCAGCAGAAGCCUUGAACCUGAGCCAGCACACGUUUGUGGACCCCGCUGCCUGGGCCCCUUGACCUUCCAUAGGGAGGCGGUGGGGGCUUUGGUGAGCCUGAGCCAGGGAGCUAGACGGGCAGACAGGACUAGGGACACCUUCAGACAUGGCCUGGUGUUCAGCAGCCGCCCAGUACAGCCCCAGGAGAGGGUGUGUCUGCGAGUGGAGCGGUGUGGGCUGAACUGGUGUGGAGCCAUGCGUAUAGGCUUCACCACUGUACCUCCAACUGCCAGAGACUUGCCCUCCUUGGCCAUCCCAGACCUCACAGACACCCCUGGUCACUGGGCCGCUCCUGUGCCUGAGAUGUGCUGCCUGGCAGGCUCAGAGCUGGAGUUCUGGGUCUCCUAUGGCGGUACAUUGUAUUUCAGGAAUGCCAACGGCCGACAACACAAACUGCUGGAGGGAGUAGACCUCAGCUGGCCCCUGUGGGCCAUGAUUGAUGUGUAUGGGCAGACCUGCUCUGUGCUCUUACUGGGUUCGGAGAAGAAAUACUUUUUGUGUAAUCGAAAAUCCUGUCCUGCUCCUCAACGGCAUUCCUCCUGUUCUGCUCAUCAGAGACAUGCCUCGCUCAACGUAGACAAAUAUGUGAAUGUGAAGCAAAUUUGUGAUGACAGCCAUGACAGAUAUCCUCUUCCAUGUCCAGCCAGUAAGCAGACAUCAAACUGUGAGAGUGUAGAGGACUGCGCAGUGUGUAUGAGCCAGAAGGCCUGUAUCAGCCUGCGGUGUGGCCACCAGUGCCUGUGUCUCCAGUGUGCCACCAGAGUGAUCCAAGAGUUUGGAACCUGCCCUCUGUGUCGCCAGAACAUCAAGAACUAAACGCCUGCAGGCACAGACCAUCACAUGACAAACUGAUAUGAUGAUAUGAUCAAAUGCUGUUGAGGUACAACCACAAUAAGACUGAGAAGAGGAAGAAAUGAAAAUGCACAAUCUACUGAAAAGAUAAUGAAUGUGACCUGCCAGAUAUGCUGCUAUUGGCAUAGAUUGCACAAAAAGACUUGAAUGUGUAAAGCUAUAUUUUUUGUACAUGUACUUUACUUGACUGUGGUCUAUUACUAUAAGAGUGACUUCCUGUGCUGAUAACUAUUCUGUUUGAUAUAUAACUGUUUUAGGACCAUAUAUCAAUCGCUGCCUUUUACCCAUACUGUCUACUUUUUGUAUCUGUUAUUUAAUGUUGUCUGUUGUAGAAAGAUAUAUGUGUUUUUAUAUGUGUAAUAAAAUCCAUGAACAUAA
This is a messenger RNA of Oncorhynchus kisutch (coho salmon), 1354 nucleotides long. RefSeq names its product E3 ubiquitin-protein ligase NEURL3-like. Gene Ontology annotation, cellular component: early endosome. The record is from RefSeq and is a predicted model, not a curated record. The coding region runs from base 38 to 940 and encodes 300 amino acids. The transcript is spliced from 4 exons. Gene Ontology annotation, biological process: ubiquitin-dependent endocytosis. Gene Ontology annotation, molecular function: ubiquitin protein ligase activity. NCBI's taxonomy places the organism in Eukaryota, Metazoa, Chordata, Actinopteri, Salmoniformes, Salmonidae.